UCGUAGAGUAGAUCGUUGGUUAAAUAAAUCAAUAGUUCGCGAAUAAAGAAGAAAAUUUAUCGAAUAAAAAUGUUAAAAAAUAAAUCAAAAAUAAAAGAAAUUCAAGAUACAGAAGAGAAAGGCAAAGCUAAACCUGCCGAAGAUGCUUCAUCAGUUAGCAACGCGAAGACAUUUGCAGAUAUUUGCUGGGAUUUUAAAAAUAAGCUUAGCAUCAAAGCAGAUGCUGAGGAAAAGCCACCUGCGAGCCCUGUGCGAACCCCAAAAUACUAUCAAGAUUAUUAUAUAUUUGAGCAACCAAAUUUUGGACUUUUCAAAAUUGUAUCAGAACUCGGUCAUUAUUAUCCGAGCAAUGAUAUGAAGAUUGCUCAAGUAAACAAAUUUGAUUGCGAUUAUCUAUCACAAGGUGACGAGAUGAUAAAAGCCUAUCUGGAUAAUCCCGUUUUAGAUGCAAAUAAUAUUUAUAAGAUAUUCAAAAUGUUAGUUCAAAUAGAAGACCUUCACACGAUGUUGCCGUAUUGUCGUGUAUAUCUGGAAAAUGUUGUAGUGACUGCGUCUGACGGCUACUUAAAAUUUAACAUAAAUGUGCCGUCAAAUGUCAAUAUCGAUGAAAUUCUUAACCCAAUCAUGGACGAAGUGGUCUUUGUGCCACUCAUGAGCCGUGCAGUGGCUCAAAACCAAAUAAAUUAUGCCGUUGACUUACUUAUACAUCAUCAACAUGAGACACUUAUCACCGAUGUUGAACUUUUUCGAGAAGUUGGCCUACUAGACAAACUGGAGGGACAAAUCGCAUAUGUGGAAAGCCCUAGUCCCCGAUUUAAUAUCAAUAAAACAUAUGAUAUCAUAUUUCGUUCUCGGCGUGUACAUUUCCGUUAUCAGCAGCGUGCUUUAGAGUUGUUGGAUGAAGUGCGCUGUGAAUAUCUCUUUCCCGAACGGAAUCCCUACAAAGAUGAGGCUCCAAAAAAAAUUAAAUUACAAAUAAUAAAUAAACAAAUUAUGGAAAACCCCGAACAGUUGCAAGCUGUGGCACAGGUAGUUGGCGGUGCCAACCCUUUUGUUCCAUAUAUAGUCGUUGGGCCGCCAGGCACCGGCAAAACAACUACAAUCGUAGAGGCUAUACUACAAUUAUACAUUUGCCGUCCCAAUUGCCGCAUUUUGAUCACUGCAAGCACGAAUUCCGCCUGCGAUACGAUCGCUUUGAAGUUGUGUGAACAUUUCGAAAAGAAUCCCAUACUUAGGAAGCUCUCAUUGCAGCGCAGUGGCACGAAUUUCAUGGGGCGCCCAAAACCGCCCACGGCUAUGUUGCGUGUCUUUUCGAAAUCACUAUUUAAGAAAGGUGUGAAAAACAUCAAUCGUACGCUGUUGGAACAUUCGAAUUUCUGCAAACGUACAUACAAUUCACCAUCUGUAGAAGUGUUGCAAAAAUACAACAUAAUUGUGGUGACACUCUGCACUAUGGGACGCUUGCGUACCGGCACUAUUGGUAAUUGGCACUUUACGCAUGUCUUCAUAGAUGAAGCGGGUGCCACUACGGAGACGGAAGCCUUGAUUGCCAUAACUAGCGUUAAUACGAAAACUUGUCGUGUGAUAUUGUCGGGCGAUACAAAGCAAUUGGGGCCGGUAGUUAUGUCGCCUGUAGCUGCUGAACUUGGCCUGAAAUACUCGCUUAUGGAACGAUUGCUCGGACGUGACUGUUAUGCGGUUAAGGAGGAUGGUACCUACGAUUAUACUUUACAGACACGUUUGCGUCGCAACUAUCGCUCACAUCCGGCAAUCGUAAAGCUAUACAAUCAUCUAUACUAUGAUGGAAAACUAAUGGCAAAAGCCAAUUUAGAUAAUUUAAUAAAAUGGCAAAACUUUUCAAUUUUGGAUAAUGAAAAUUCACCAGUUAUUUUUCAAGCUGUAUACGGCAAACUUGGAAAAUCUUUAACAUCGUGUAGCUCUUAUAAUAAAUUGGAAAUUGAUGUUAUCAUCUGGACUAUCAAACAGCUUAGGAUAAAUGCAAUGUCCAAAUGUGCUUGUUUCGGUCCCGGGGAUAUUGGAAUAAUUUCUCCGUAUAAAUUGCAAUGUGGGCAUAUAAAAAAACGAUUACAAGAGGAAAACAUCCAGGGUGUCGAAGUGGGCACAGUUGAAAUAUUUCAAGGUCGGGAGAAGCCGAUCAUAAUUGCAUCGUUUGUCAAAUCGUUUUGUAAUUUGGGCUUUACAGCCGAUCCACAGCGCUUAAAUGUCGUACUUUCGCGUGCUCAAUCAUUGCUCAUCCUCAUUGGGAAUCCUCAAACUUUGCAGCAGAACAGCGAUUUCGAAUAUUUAAUAGAAGAGUGCACACGCGCCGGGAAUUUUAGGCAAAAAAUUAUGUCAGUAAGUAAACAGCCAGUGGCCACAGACUUGCCGUCCAUUACAGAUGGAAGUGAAAAGUAAUUUUGUUUUUAACUUUAUUUUACUACAUUGAUUGCAUUAUUUUUCCAUUUUGAAUUGAUAACAUUGUUUUUUAUUCAGUUUACAUUUCUGUUGCAUAAAAUAUCAACCGUUCAUGUCACAUUUUAAAAGUUUGUAUACUUAAAACACGACUUUUUA
Molecule: messenger RNA, 2571 nt
Organism: Anastrepha ludens (Mexican fruit fly)
Lineage: Eukaryota; Metazoa; Arthropoda; Insecta; Diptera; Tephritidae
Product: putative helicase MOV-10
Exons: 10
Coding region: 70-2415 (781 amino acids)
Biological process (GO): regulatory ncRNA-mediated post-transcriptional gene silencing
Cellular component (GO): cytosol; P granule
Molecular function (GO): 5'-3' RNA helicase activity; RNA binding
Source: RefSeq, a predicted model, not a curated record